Aspergillus welwitschiae is the source of this 337-nucleotide messenger RNA. RefSeq lists its product as uncharacterized. The transcript has a single exon. The coding region runs from base 20 to 262 and encodes 80 amino acids. Lineage: Eukaryota; Fungi; Ascomycota; Eurotiomycetes; Eurotiales; Aspergillaceae. The record is from RefSeq and is a predicted model, not a curated record.
CGACCCAAGCCCUCUAAGGAUGCGGAUGAUGAGGCCACCGACCUCUACACGCGUCGCCCGUCUGCAGAACCACGGUCAGACCGCACGGUCGACUCAGGGUCCAAAAUCGACCGUCCAGUCCCCAGCUAAAUGUGCGCACCGUCGCGGGUUUGAGACGCAUUGGGUUCGUAAGGGUCCGCGGGUUCACUCCGGUAAGAGCAUGCCCCAAGCGGCGGUCGAAGCAGUCCGAUGUAUUGACAACCUUCUUUGUUGCAGGGUAUGAGAAAGAACAUGGAGUUCCGUCUCGGUCGUUGGUUGCACCUUCCAAGAUCGAUUUGCUGUGGCAAUUAUUAUACCA